AUGUACCGUAUUGGCGUUGACGUUGGUGGCACGAACACCGAUGCAGCCAUCUUGGAUAUCACAGCAUCCGAGAAGCAGUCUCGGGGUGUUUUGGCGUCUAGUAAAACUUCCACCACGCCAGAUGUCACAAGCGGUAUCAAAUCCGUGAUAGAGAAUGUUCUGCAAAAGUCUGCGGUUGACACCAAGGAUAUCCUCAGCGUUGCGAUUGGUACUACGCACUUUGUCAAUGCAGUGGUCGAAGCAGACGCACGGAGGCUCAGCAAAGUUGCCGUGAUCAGAUUAUGCGGGCCAUUCACUCGCCAGAUCCCUCCAUUUACUGAUUUUCCGCCCGCAUUAACAAAGAUCAUGCGUGGCCCUAUAUUCUACUUGGAUGGCGGCCUCGAGAUUGACGGGCGUCAAAUUAAGCCUUUGAACCCGGAGCAAAUCAAGCAAGCCGUAGCUAGCAUCCGUGAAGCGGGUAUUACCAUGGUCGCAAUUGUCGGGGUAUUCUCCCCACUAGAUCAUAGCGGCAUUCAUGAGGAAACGUGCAAGAAAAUGAUGCUCGAACUGGACCCUUCACUUUCUAUUGUCUGUUCGCAUUCAAUUGGCGGCGUCGGUCUUCUGGAACGCGAAAACGCUACGAUAUUGAAUGCUUCCAUUCUCAACCUAGCCAAAAAGACAGUCCGUGCCUUUUGCAAAGCUAUGUCUGAUCUUCACCUCUCAUGUGAGCUGUAUCUUACGCAAAACGAUGGCACAUUAACCGAUGCGGUGACUGCGUCUGAAUUCCCUAUCAAGACCUUUGCCAGUGGUCCUACCAAUAGUAUGACCGGCGCAGCUUUCUUGGCUGGACUCGAUAGGCAAGAGACUAAGACAUCUAAUGAGCGUCAAGUCCUCGUCAUUGAUGUUGGAGGCACCACCUCCGAUGUUUGCGCACUGCUUCCAUCAGGAUUUCCCCGCCAAGCAUCGAACUUUGUUGAAGUUGGUGGAGUAAGGACAGCAUUCUCGAUGCCAGAAGUACUGUCUGUUGGGCUCGGUGGAGGCAGCAUCAUUCGGCAUGACAAGAAUACAGGCCAUGUGAGUGUUGGACCGGAUUCGGUGGGCCACUAUCUUACAAGCAAAGCACUGGUAUUCGGAGGCGAUGUCAUGACAACAACCGACAUUGUGGUUGCAACAGGGUCCCACAGCAUUGGCGAUUCGUCUAAAGCUGCGACAAUCCCCAAAGCAAUUGUGGACGAAGCCCGAAAAGGCAUCAAGAAAAUCUUGGAGCGUGCAGUUGAUGGCAUGAAGGUGUCUGCGCUUCCUGUUACUGUCCUCCUCGUUGGCGGCGGCUCAAUCAUCUACAUGGAUACACUUGAGGGGGUUGAGGAGUGCAUUAUCCCCCCUCAUCACGACUCCGCAAAUGCAGUUGGCGCUGCGAUCGCAAAAGUUGCAGGAACCGUUGAUUUAAUUGAAAUCUUGGCGGAUCGCAGUGAGAAGGAGGUGGUGAAGAAGGCCGAACAGGCCGCAAUAGAUGCGGCGGUUGCACGAGGUGCUGACCGGAGCGACGUUAAGAUUGCUGAAGUCGAGAAACUUCCUCUUCAAUAUGUGUCAAACAAGGCUACAAGAAUUUUGGUUAAGGCGGUUGGAAAACUUAGGAUUCCAGACCCAACGGCAGUAAAUAAGGGUAACUUGAACCUUUUUGCAAACGAAGACAUUGAAGUCAGCGAGGAACAACCGAAAGCCGCAGCCGCGGAAGAUACAGCCGUCUCUGCGGUGAAGCAUUCCAUACAUAUUGAUAUCCCAUCCUAUAAACCCGAUGUUCGGAACGGUGUUUGGUAUGUCAGUCCUGUUGACCUCGAGUUCAUUGCGUCUGGAACCGGCGUGUUGGGCACAGGCGGUGGUGGCCCUUCUUAUCUUCAAUAUCUUGUUGCGCUUGAGACGCUGAAAGGAAGUCCCCCUGGCAAGAUGCGCGUGAUCUCACCCAAGAAGUUAGCCGACUCCGAUGUAUGUGUUUUUGCAUCUUGGUAUGGAGCUCCAAGCGUAUCUGGGGAGCGUAUCCCUGCCGGAUCAGAGUUACCGAAAGCCGUUGAGAUGUCUGUCAAAGUGUCGGGUCACACACAUUUCGAGGCUAUCAUCGCAGACGAAAUUGGCGGUGGGAAUGGCAUGACGCCCUUCCCGACUGGAGUGCAUUAUGAUAUCCCAGUGCUCGAUGGUGAUUUGAUGGGGCGUGCUUAUCCCACCAUGGAACACGGAACUCCUUAUGUGUAUGGCAACAGUAUCACCCCAUGCAUAUUGGCUGACGCGCAAGGAAACGUCUCUGUCAUUAUGGAUGCCGUCAGCAAUGCUAAGGUUGAGAAUAUGCUGCGAGCUGUCUGCAUCGAAUUGGGUCUCAACACUGCCGUUGCUGCAACCCCACUGCCUGGCCCUGCAAUCAAGAAAUACGCAGUGCCAAACACGGUCUCUCAAGCAUGGUACUUGGGCAGAGCGGUUCAUAUGGCUCGCCGUUCAAAGUCGAGUGUGACCAAGGCAAUCUUUGAUACGACGCCCGGAAAGCUGCUUUACGUUGGAAAAAUCAUUGAUGUUCGCCGAGACGUCAGCCGCGGGUAUACCAUGGGCCACUGCGUCAUCGCGCCGCUCUCCAGGGAUGAAAUAGAACAGCAACCUUCGAACGAUGCCGCAAACUCACCGUCAGUGGCCGACGACCGGGAAAUCAUUUUACCGUUCCAGAAUGAAUUCCUAUACGCUGCCUACGUGAAUGAUCCAGAGAACCCUGAAGACCUAGCCAAACAGGAGGUCAUCUGCACAGUUCCAGAUUUGAUUUCAGUCCUCGGCCAAGAUGGAGAAGCGAUUGGAUCACAAGAGUUGCGGUAUGGGCUGAAGGUUAGCGUGAUUGCUAUGCCUGCGCAUCCGCUAUGGACUAGUGAUGAGCGUGGGCUCCGUGUUGGAGGACCUGCGGGCUUUGGCUUGGACAUGGAAUGGAAGACUGUCGGGCAAUAUGAGGAGCCGCGGAGUGUGAUUGACGAUUAUAAUGUUGAUGUCUAA
Uncinocarpus reesii 1704 is the source of this 3000-nucleotide messenger RNA. RefSeq lists its product as uncharacterized. The transcript has 6 exons. Gene Ontology annotation, cellular component: cytosol. The record is from RefSeq and is a predicted model, not a curated record. The coding region runs from base 1 to 3000 and encodes 999 amino acids. NCBI's taxonomy places the organism in Eukaryota, Fungi, Ascomycota, Eurotiomycetes, Onygenales, Onygenaceae. Gene Ontology annotation, biological process: glutathione metabolic process. Gene Ontology annotation, molecular function: 5-oxoprolinase (ATP-hydrolyzing) activity.